UUAUUGUAAGUUUACAGCCCAAUAUAUAAGCAAUGGUGUCUAGGGUUUCCACUUGAGCGCCUCUCGUCUCUCGUUUUGCUACCUGCUAUCAGUCGCCCAAAUCUCGACCAUGGCGGAACAGACGGAGAAAGCUUUCUUGAAGCAACCGAAGGUUUUCCUAAGCUCCAAGAAAUCUGGGAAAGGAAAGAGGCCUGGUAAAGGUGGAAACCGUUUCUGGAAAAGCAUUGGAUUGGGCUUUAAGACACCCAGAGAGGCGGUUGAAGGAACAUAUAUUGAUAAGAAAUGCCCAUUCACUGGUACUGUUUCUAUCAGAGGACGCAUUUUGGCUGGUACUUGCCACAGUGCUAAGAUGACAAGGACCAUUAUUGUACGGAGGAAUUACCUUCACUUCAUCAAGAAAUACCAGAGGUAUGAGAAACGUCACUCGAAUAUCCCAGCACACAUAUCCCCUUGCUUCCGUGUGAAAGAAGGAGACCAUGUUAUCAUUGGUCAAUGCAGGCCAUUGUCAAAGACAGUGAGGUUCAAUGUGCUGAAGGUCAUUCCAGCAGGCUCUUCUGGUGGUGCAAAGAAGGCUUUCACAGCCAUAUGAGGCUUGAGUUAUUAUAGUUGUGGACGAGUUAUUCAUAAGCUCAUCCAAGAUGAUAAUGGCUUUGCCAUGGUCAUUUUGAUGUUGUCUCUGUAUGAACUCAGUCCUAACAUCCUAGAUUUUGUAUUAGUUCUUUGUACUGUUGGAGGUUUAGACUGGAGAAUUCGAAAUAUAUGUUGACACAGUUUGGAGGAUAUUUAGUAUUUUUUGUUUACGUUUGGGUUCU
This is a messenger RNA of Jatropha curcas, 812 nucleotides long. RefSeq names its product small ribosomal subunit protein uS17. NCBI's taxonomy places the organism in Eukaryota, Viridiplantae, Streptophyta, Magnoliopsida, Malpighiales, Euphorbiaceae. Gene Ontology annotation, cellular component: cytosolic small ribosomal subunit; ribosome. The record is from RefSeq and is a predicted model, not a curated record. Gene Ontology annotation, biological process: translation. Gene Ontology annotation, molecular function: structural constituent of ribosome.